Molecule: messenger RNA, 2000 nt
Organism: Ctenopharyngodon idella (grass carp)
Lineage: Eukaryota; Metazoa; Chordata; Actinopteri; Cypriniformes; Xenocyprididae
Gene: caly
Product: calcyon neuron-specific vesicular protein
Exons: 5
Coding region: 168-698 (176 amino acids)
Biological process (GO): clathrin coat assembly; endosomal transport; G protein-coupled dopamine receptor signaling pathway
Cellular component (GO): endosome; membrane
Molecular function (GO): clathrin light chain binding
Source: RefSeq, a predicted model, not a curated record
GUGUAAAAUGUAAUUUGUCACAUUGACCAGCCAGUUAUCUGCUGCGAUGCAGCUGACAUCAUACAGCAGCGACGGCAGCGGAUGCGCUUCAGUGAAUCACACUCACACACACACCGCCAUAAUAACAGUAGCUCCCUCAGCAUCAGCAUCAACAAGCAGUGAGCAAUAUGGUGAAACUAGGCAGUAACCUAUCGGAAAAGGUGACGAGACAGCCGUCGGUUGAGGAUGGUUUCGACAACAUCCCCCUCAUCACUCCGCUGGAGGUCGGCCAGUUACAGCAGCCUUUCCCUGAUAAGGUGAUUGUGAAAACCACAACAGAGUAUCAGCUGAAGGAGAAGAAGAGGAAGUUGUAUGUGCCGAGUAUCAAGAAGCUAAACAUAAACCUUUAUGAUGAGAUGUCAGAGAAGCUCAAGCUGACUGGGUUGAUUAUUAUUACCUUGGCGUUCCUGGCGUGUCUGCUGCUGUUGGUCAUGUAUAAAGCUCUGUGGUACGAUCAGCUCGGCUGCCCUGAAGGCUUCGUUCUCCAGCACAGACACUGCACCCCGGCAGCUCUGGAGAUGUACUACCCCGAGCAGAACUCCAGGGGCAGCUUGUACACCGCCAUGACCCACCUCAACCAGGCCAAGAAGAACAUCCCAGAGCUGUCUCCUCCCUGGCUCCCGGUCAUGAAGGAUGAGGUCAACCACCCCGAGAAGUAAUGGGGAGUUAUGGUCACUGUAUUUUCAUUUGAAAGGGUUUGUGAGGACAGAAUCCAGAUAAUGUUAAUCGGAAGGGUUUGUGUGUGUGUUUUGUGUUUAAAACGGAAAUAUGAUGCGAAUAACUACUUAGAUCAACUGUGAAGUGAAGCCUGCAGGGGUUUCUAGGUUUCUACUUUGUCAGCCUUCUGCAAUACAAAUGCUUUCAGCCUCUCAGAAAUCUACUGACGAUGCUCCUCCAUACCCGUUUAGAAGAAAUCUAGAAUCUGAAGCUCGUCCGUGUGCGUUUUAAAUGUCACUACGCCACUUUUUUUGAUGGCACAUCUCACUGUGGCACUGUAGGUUUAGUCAUGCUGCUUGUAAUUCUGCGACGUUUGUUAGGCGUUAGUUCUCGCUUAUGGUUUCAUUUGAAGUCAUUUAGCUUAAUGUAAUGAACUGUGCGUUGGCUGUGAAUCGUGCUCUAAUGAACUGCAACGCAACUGAGAAACAAGUGCAUUGGCAAGGAAAGGCAUUCCAAAAACUCAGAUCUUUUUCCCUUAAAUCAACUCUUAACUACUGAUUGUUGUCUUAAAGCAAUGUGUCUUUGAUUUAAAAGAGAAUUACACUCGAGUUUUGGUUUCUUUUUUUUGUACAUUUUACUAAAUGAGAUCUGACUUUUGAUCGUAAGGACGAAUUGAUUGCAAACAGCAGAUUUUAUACACAUUUGCAUGCUUAACUUGUUCAUAAAACCAUACUAGAAUUUACAUUAAAGUGUAAGAUUUGAAAAUCAAGUCAUUUGAAUGUAAACUGGAAUAUUGGUAAACAACUAUUUUUAGGUUUUAUGAAAAUGUAUAAUUUUUCUGUUUGUUUGUGUGCUGAAAUAUUUACACACUAAGCACCAGCAGCCAUUUAAAUGUUUAAUUAAUGUUAUAAAUUAGUCUUUGAAAAGUUCAAGAAUGUGAUUUAAUGCCUAAUAAAGAUGAGUGACCUUUGAAUUGUUUUUGUGUACUACAUCAAAUGAAUUCCAGCUGAAUGUAUAAACUUACAAACGUUCUGUUACUGGUUUGUUCAUUUAUUGUGCUUUAUAUUUAUCUAUUGCAAUAUGUUUUUGUUUUUUUUCUCCAAUUGCUAAACAUGUAAAGUUCUAAUGUGUAUUUAUUUAUGCAUCUAUCUAAUUUAUUUGACUGGUGCAGAAGGGAUGAAUUGAGGUUCUUGUAAGGUGCAGCAGGUGAAAUCAUAAACCCUGCAGUAUUAGUCAUUUAUAUGUGUGACAAACAUUCAUCCGUCUAAUGGAUAAUAACAGAAUAAAGGUUUCAGUAUUCACCA